AUGUUCCGCUUAGUCUGCGCCCUGUGCGCCCUGUGUGUCUCGUGCGGAUGGGCAGCCACCAGUGAAGAUCUGUGGAGCGCUGUGGCACAAGGUGACACGCAAGAAGUCUCAAAGGUGCUUGACUCGGAUCUGUUAGACAUUAGCACCAUACGUGGUGACUCUGGAGAGACGGUGCUACACGAGGCGGCGCUCGCAAACCACACCGACAUUUUGCAGCUGCUAAUCGGGGCGUGGCCCGCUGGGAUUCAUGCCACUACCCCCGCUCGAGAAACACCUCUAAAUUGGGCUGCACGGAGUGGCCACGCAGAGCCCCUCAAAGUCCUGCUGGAUCACUGGCCGGAAGGGCUUUAUGACAACAGCUCAGGCAAAACGCUUCUGCACGAGGCAGCUGUUCAUGGCCACCUGGAGGUCAUGGAACUUCUACUGGAGCGCUGGCCUGAAGGGUUGGGUGCCACGGACUCUUCCGGCAACACGCCGUUAAGUGUGGCAGUUGACUAUGAGCAUUGGGAAAUGGCAGGGUUUCUGCUGCUGCAGUGGCCUGAAGCCGACUCUGACCAAAGCCUCGAUUGCCGUUUUGUUGUAAGUAUGGGUUGCAACAACAGCGGGACCUCCAGUCCUGACUGGCAGAAUGCUGCUAGGAGCUUGAGGUGUUCUCAGCCUGGCCGCUUCUCGUUGCCCGAGCUGCAGCUUUGGCUGCAGUGCGGUGGGGAUGUCGGGGCUCAGCCGCAAGGAACACCGCUCGUAGAACUGCUUGAGGAUGAAGCGGCGAAAGCAUUCUUGGAGGAGCUGCUCCCGAAAGACAGCAUCAAUGUACUGGAGGAUUGGCGUACUUGGCUGGUGCCUGCUGCUGCUGUGAUCGCAGCCGCAAUAGACGUGUACAUAGAGCAGCGUCUUGUCAAAUGUCAACAGCAGCCGGAGGUUGCCGAAGACCCGUUUCUGGAGGGUGCCAAGAAGCUGGUGGCCCCAGUCUUUGUGCGCUGCGUUCUGCUUCGCAGGCUGCUCCGGUUGAACGAGGUUUGCGUCGCCGUGUUCUUUGUCGGCUUCUGUCUGAUGCUGGCAAACUGGGUAGUUUGGCUACCAGUGGUGGCCCUGCUCUACGUGGUUCCCGGAGCUGCCAUCCAUGGAUGCAAGACGGUGCUGCAUCGCCCUAUUCUGGCGCUUACAACAGACGGCCUGCCAAGCCAGGUUGCGGCCCUCUUCCGUAUGAUUGUGGUGUGGGGCAUCUCAUUAUGGAUGGAACACCAACUUACUGAGGGAACACUUCCUGCAAGCUGGUUUUCCUUCAUGGCGAACCCGCACUACGACUCCUGGUACGCAGAGAAAGUAACUGGCCAGUGGCGCAACAGCAGGUUGCAAGACGACUGGCCCUUUGGUUGGGCACCAGAGUCUUGGACUGCAGAGUCGAUUAAUGAAGCGACCCUGGUGAAAUUCUCCUAUCUGAACACGACCGCGUACACGGUUUAUCUCUUCUGUGCCGUGCUCUGGGGCUGUUAUCAGCGGUUUUGCGCGAAGCGGCAGCAGAUCUACACAAGUGGCCCGGGUCCACGUGAGCAGGAGCAAGCUUGUGAGAUCAUGAAUGCUGCCAGGGAGCUCCUCCAAAAGGAACCGGCACAAUUCGGCGAGGUCGAUGAAAGGAUCAAACCCAUCGUCGCCUGUCAGUGGCCUUGCAAAGGCAGUGGGCUUUAUCAAGAUGUGGCGAUGACGGUGAUCGACAUGGCCUUGGACAUCAACACCGUUGUGAAGUUCAUCUAUCGGCAGGACUUCUAUUUGGGCUUUGUGAUGGGUUUCGUCGUGGUGCGAAGUGCUGUCAAGCAGCUGACGAGAGUACCGCCCUGGCGCUGGCGAGAGGCGGUAAGUGCCAGCUUACAUCGUGGCAUCUUGCGACAAGAUGUUCUGGACUUCCUGAAAGAAGAGAAGCGCUCAGCAGCAUUCUUCUGCGCCUUCUUCACGGCCUACUCCGCCUCCAACUCAGUCGAGACGGCCUUUGAGAUGAUCGUGCAAAUCAUCAGCAUGGGCUGGAGCAUAUGGAUGUUCACCAGCCACUUGGUCGAGGAGUACGAUUUGGACAUACGGCUGGUGGAUGACAGCGCGCCCGAAGCUUCCAGUUCAAAUAGGGGGGACACUUCCGUCACCACGGCCACCAAAGAAGGUACAGAAGGACCAGAGGCCCAGAUGCCGUCCACCCAACCGCCGGUAGAGGGUCUGUCGCCACAGUGCUGCGAAGACGAUGAAGAGCCAAGUCCUAAGGCCCGAGUGUCGCUGUGA
This is a messenger RNA of Symbiodinium natans, 2265 nucleotides long. The record is from the annotation of a GenBank genome assembly. Lineage: Eukaryota; Dinophyceae; Suessiales; Symbiodiniaceae.